Messenger RNA from Loa loa (African eye worm), 936 nucleotides. RefSeq names its product CK1 protein kinase. The coding region runs from base 1 to 936 and encodes 311 amino acids. Gene Ontology annotation, cellular component: cytoplasm; nucleus. Lineage: Eukaryota; Metazoa; Nematoda; Chromadorea; Rhabditida; Onchocercidae. The transcript has 7 exons. The record is from RefSeq and is a predicted model, not a curated record. Gene Ontology annotation, biological process: peptidyl-serine phosphorylation; signal transduction. Gene Ontology annotation, molecular function: protein serine/threonine kinase activity; ATP binding.
AUGGCUUCGGCGUAUGAUCAAAGUGCUAUGCCAGAUAAUUUAAAUGGAACGAAAGAUUUAUUGUCAGCAAAUGAAAUUGUUGCUGACCGUUUUAUUGUGGAAGAAAAAAUUGGACAAGGAAGUUUUGGACAAAUUUAUAGAGGAAAGGAUAAACGUCAAAAACGAAUGGUAGCAAUAAAGGUUGAACCAGAAUAUCAGGGUGAAUUAAAUGAUGCGCCGAAUGAUCCGCGUCGUUUAGUCAUUGAACAGCAGCCUAAUAUACCAAUAAUAUAUGCAAGUGGUAAAACCGAAAAGAAUUAUCCGUACAUUGUAAUGCAAAUAUUGGGGAAAAAUUUGACUACAUUACGGAAGGAACGAACGGAACCAAAGUUCACUUUAUCAACAGCAUUCCGGAUCGGUGAACAAGUAGCGCAUGCAUUGCAGUAUCUGCAUGAAGCAGGUUAUAUACAUCGUGAUGUUAAACCAUCAAAUUGUUGCAUUGGUGUAAUACCCGAAACAGCUAUUAUUUAUCUUGUUGAUUUUGGAAUGUGUCGAAAGGUGAUUGAUUCAAAUGGUAAAUGGCAUAUGCCACGAUUCAAAUCAAUAUUUAAAGGAACUUUACGAUAUGCUUCAUUGAAUGCAAUUGUCACACAUCAAUGUGGACCAUGUGACGAUAUGAUGGGAUUAAUUUAUUCGAUUAUCGAAUUAGCAUUAUCAAAAUUACCAUGGGCAAGAAGUGCGCCUCGUGAUAUGAUAAAACAAAAAGCAACAAUUACCGGUGAAGAAUUAUGUGCUCAAUUACCACUACCAUUUUUACAAUGUCAUAAUUAUAUUCAAAGUUUAAAGCCAACUGAAAUGCCACGACACAAUUUUAUUAAUGAAUGUCUUAAACAAUGUAUUCCAUUAAAUGUUCAACCAACUGAUCCCUAUGAUUGGGAAAUUAUCGAUUUUACGUAA